CCACAGCGCGAUGAGCUCCGAGUGCAGCAGCUACCUCAACGCCGACAGGGUGCUGGUGAGCGGCUUCAGCUGCCCGCAGGUGGGAGGCGAUGCCCGCGCCGUAUACUGCUGCGGCUUCCAGGACGUCAAGUACUGCUGCGAUGACCCCCACAGCUUCUUCCCCUACGAGCACAGCUACAUGUGGUGGCUCAGCAUCGGAGCGCUUGUGGGCCUGUCAAUAGCAGCGGUGGUCCUGUUUGCUUUUAUCAUCACUGUGUGUGUUCUCUGUUAUUUGUUCAUCAGCACAAAGCCACGCAGCAAAUUGGAUACUGGUUUAAGCCUACAGAUGGCAGGUACGGAACUGCAUCAUUCACAUGGCGGCUACCAAAACAAGCUGUUGACAGAACCAAGUGGCUUCAGGAGAUAUUUCCUCAGCCACAAGAUAGACCGUGACCCACAAGAACCUCACCAACUUUUCCAGAGUUUUUUCCUGGCUGCCGUAAUUGCAGCUGAUUUCAAGACGUCAGCCUGAGCUGUGCCAGGAUAUGCAUUUCUGUAUGGUUACUGUACUGGGAAGCAUACUUUAAUUUGCAUCAGCUACUGCUGCUAAUUACUUUUUUGCAAAUUGUUGUCUUAUGCUGUGCAAUUUUGGUGAUAUAACAGUUGUCAGGCAGAGUGUAAUUUGGUACACCCUGUUGACCAAGCUUUGUUUGAAAUUUUCCUUGUGUGCCAUCUUAAUGCGAUGUCUUUGCAUUAUUAGUAUGAUCUUUAAUCAAGUGUGAUGAUUUGUUUCACAAACAUGAAUGCAGUUCCUCAAUAAAAUCUGGCAUUCACUUAUGUUGUUUUUCUUAAUUCAUCACUUUCCCCAACUUA
Molecule: messenger RNA, 852 nt
Organism: Meleagris gallopavo (turkey)
Lineage: Eukaryota; Metazoa; Chordata; Aves; Galliformes; Phasianidae
Gene: SHISAL2A
Product: shisa like 2A
Source: RefSeq, a predicted model, not a curated record